Molecule: messenger RNA, 647 nt
Organism: Homalodisca vitripennis (glassy-winged sharpshooter)
Lineage: Eukaryota; Metazoa; Arthropoda; Insecta; Hemiptera; Cicadellidae
Exons: 2
Coding region: 178-585 (135 amino acids)
Source: RefSeq, a predicted model, not a curated record
GUUGUCUAGGAACCAGAAAAUAGGUUUAGCUCUUAGUUGUAUGUUGAUAACUGAGGAAAAACGCCGGAAGAAACGGAAAAUAUGGGCUAAGCAGUGGCUUCAUGAUCGAAAAAGGUUUACACACUUAAAUCUGUUAAAAGAACUGGACGAGAGUGAUUUUAGAAAUUUUUUUUGCGAAUGGACGAGCAGUGUUUUACCGAUUUACUCUAUAUGGUUAAGCCUUUCAUUGAGAAAAAGAACACUUUAUUUAGAAGUUCUGUGAGUGCUGAGGAGAGGCUGAUUGUAACUCUCCGAUAUCUGGCAACUGGGAGGAGUUACGAAGACUUAAAAUUCAGUGCUGCUAUUUCGCCUCAGCUCCUGUCAUCAAUCAUACCUGAAACCUGUGCUGCAAUUUACCACUGUCUGAAGAAGUACAUAAAGAUUCCAAAAACUGAGGAUGAAUGGAGAACUGUUGCACAUCAAUUUGAGACCAAGUGGAACUUCAAUAACGCUGUUGGAGCAAUGGACGGAAAACACAUAGCUAUACAAAAACCAACAGGAAGCGGAUCGCAGUACUACAAUUAUAAAAAGUUUUUUUUAGCAUAGUGUUAUUUGCUAUCGUUGAUGCAAACUAUCAGUUUAUGUACGUAAAUGUUGGAGCCAAUGGG